AUGUCAUACGCAAAGCAAGACGGAAAGGACAAAGUUUUGUUUGUCGACAAGGACUAUGUUGAACAACAACCUGAAAUUGAGGUCCCCAAGAGCAAUGAGCAAGAAUCCAAAGGAGAAGACAAUGAUCAAGCUGCUGCUUUCGAUCCAGAGACUGGCGAGAUCAACUGGGAUUGUCCCUGUCUAGGAGGUAUGGCUCAAGGUCCAUGUGGUGAAGAAUUCAAGGCUGCCUUUAGUUGCUUUGUUUAUUCGAAUGCUGAACCCAAGGGUGUUGAUUGUGUUGACAAGUUCCGUGAUAUGCAAAAUUGCUUCCGACAGCAUCCUGAUGUGUAUGGCGACGAGAUUGAUGAUGACGACGAUGAUGAAGAGGAGGAAUCCAAGCCUGAGGUCAAGGAAGAAAAGGAGGAAAAAGAGGAACAAGAAUCAUCAUCACCAUCAUCAUCUGUGGCCGCUUCAUCCGUUUUGGAAGAGGGUGAAAGCAGUGGCAUUUCCUCUUGGAUCGCAUCUUGGUUCUAA
Messenger RNA from Lichtheimia ornata, 513 nucleotides. RefSeq lists its product as uncharacterized. Lineage: Eukaryota; Fungi; Mucoromycota; Mucoromycetes; Mucorales; Lichtheimiaceae. The record is from RefSeq and is a predicted model, not a curated record. Gene Ontology annotation, biological process: protein import into mitochondrial intermembrane space. The transcript has 2 exons. The coding region runs from base 1 to 513 and encodes 170 amino acids. Gene Ontology annotation, cellular component: mitochondrial intermembrane space. Gene Ontology annotation, molecular function: protein-disulfide reductase activity.